AUGGCGACUGACGAAGACGACAGAGCGUUCAGCCCCGAAUCCAGCAGCGGCGGAGGCAAGAAGAAGAGGAAGAAGCACCACCGUAAGCGGAAGCGCGGCAGCAGCGACAGCAGCAGCAGCAGUAGCAGCAGCAGUAGCAGCAGCAGCAACAGCAGCAGUGGAAGCAGCAGCAAUGACAGUGACAGCAGUAGCAGCAGCAGCAGCAGUAGCGGUUCCAGCAGGGGCGGCGGCAGCAGCAGCAGCAGCAGCAGCAGUAGUAGCAGCAGCAGUAGCAGCAGUGGGUCUAGCAGCAGUAGCAGCGAUAGCGACAGUAGCCAGCGUCAGCCCCGCAGCCACCGACGGCGCCGCCAGAGUAGCAGCAGUAGCAGCAGCAGCAGCAGUAGUUCAGGCAGCGGAAGCAGCAGCAGCAGCAGCAGCUCAGGCAGUGAGAGCGAGGGCAGCGACAGCCGCCGCAAGAAAUCUCUGACGAAGACCAACUUGUCGAAGCGCCGCGCCCCCACUGUGAAGCGCGGCGGCCCGAAGGCCGCACUUCCCACAUCGGUCGGCCCUGGCGGCCGCGUGCGGCGCGCAGCCGCGGCCGCUGCGCUGACGAGCGGGUUCUCCCGCCCAGCUGCGCGCGCGAGCGGGGAGUUCGACGCCUCCCUCGCGGCGUUGCUUGCGCGGCGCCGCAGCAGCGCCCCGACCCCGCCGUCUGGUGCGCCGGGCGGGCGCGGAGGCGGCACCGCGCGCGGCCGCGGCCGCGGCCGCGGCGGCCGGGGUGCCGGGCGCGGGCGUGGGCGCAAGGGCAACGAGCAGCGCAGCAAGGCUGCGAGCGGGGCCAGGGGUUCCGGCGGCAGCGAGGAUGACGAGUCGGACGAGGAGGAGGGGGAGGAGGGCGACCGCCGCGGAAACGGGAGGCGGCGUCGUGCGAGCUCCUCGUCGGAUCUUGGGGAGCGCUCCAGCGGCACUUCGGGCAGUCGCAGCAGCGGCAGCAGCAGCGGCAGCAGCAGCGGCGGCAGCAGUGGCAGUAGCAGCGGCUCGGACAGCAGCGGUGGAAGCGGACAGGAUGGCAGCGGCGGCGGCCGCGGCAGCCGCGGCGGCCGUGGCGGGCGGCGGCGGCACAGCAGGCGGCGCCGCAACGCGGUCGAUUACCGCGCGCUGCAUGAGCAAAUGUUUGGGUUUCUGCCUGACGAGACGGGCGGUGGCGGCGACGGCGAGGAGGGCGACAGCGAGUGA
Monoraphidium neglectum is the source of this 1215-nucleotide messenger RNA. RefSeq lists its product as hypothetical. Bases 1 to 1215 code for a protein of 404 amino acids. The record is from RefSeq and is a predicted model, not a curated record. Lineage: Eukaryota; Viridiplantae; Chlorophyta; Chlorophyceae; Sphaeropleales; Selenastraceae. The transcript has 2 exons.